AGUACUGCAUUUUCUUAUUUUUAUCAACAUGAGAAAAUACGGUAUUUAAAAAUUCUAAAAGAGAACUGGCACCACUUGAAGAAAUCGCAAAAUCGAUCGAACUUAAAAGACAGUGUGCAGCAGCUGAAUCAUUAAAGGAAAAAGCCCCGUCCAUUAAUUUCUCGAACACUUCAACACCUUUAGUUGAUUCUAGAAAAUCGAAUUCUUUAGCAGGAAAUAAUGAUAUUACAUUGUCAUCCAAAGUGGAGCGCAGGCAGUAAUGCUACCGGUACCGGUUGCGAAUAAGAAUUUCGAAACCGUACACUUUGCUGCACAAAUAAGUCCAGGUCGUAACGCAGUAAAACUAAGCGACGUACGAGAGGUUUUUAACGCUUUGAAGGAGACCAUGAUGGAUAAACUGGUCUGCAAGUUUACUUGGCGAGGCAGCCCAACAACAGAAAAACUGUACAACAAUUGCAAACAUUUUAUACCGAGCAGCAAAAUCACUUUCUUCGCGGGUCCGAAUACAAAAGCAGAAUUUAAAAAGGAAAAAUAUUUCGAUGUACCAAACAAAGGUAUCGACAAAAAAAAGAUAAGGGAACUGAAAAGUAGUGACACCGACACCGAACACAGAGGAGAAAUUGAUGAAGAACAAGAUUACGAGAAGAUUACGCAACGGAUAAACGAGCUAAAAUGGUCAUAAAAAUGAGCGGACAAAUGAUGACGAUGCAGAGGAUGAAUAUUCAUCUGACGAUACUGAAUUGGAUGACGAAGAUUAAGAAAAUGACAAAUA
Molecule: messenger RNA, 772 nt
Organism: Trachymyrmex cornetzi
Lineage: Eukaryota; Metazoa; Arthropoda; Insecta; Hymenoptera; Formicidae
Exons: 4
Coding region: 260-682 (140 amino acids)
Source: RefSeq, a predicted model, not a curated record